Messenger RNA from Paramuricea clavata, 5751 nucleotides. Lineage: Eukaryota; Metazoa; Cnidaria; Anthozoa; Malacalcyonacea; Plexauridae. The record is from the annotation of a GenBank genome assembly.
AUGCCACAUGUUCGACGGAAAAGGGCAAGAGAAAUUUGUCGUGGAUCGUCUUGUAAGCAUUUAUCUACCAUGCAAACUGGUCAUUUGGCUUCUGCAUCUCCGAGAAUCAGUCUUUUGUUCCUGAUAUUUCUUAAUCUCCAAACCUAUGCUGAAGGUCUGAACUUUUGUUUUGACGGAUCAAAGGAAGGUAGGUUGAUAAACUGGAAGUGUUUAUAAAAAACUGAUUUCCUUUCCGACUGACGUCCAGCCCCAGCAUAUGUAUAUAUAUAAGAUGAAACACUGGAUCUAUAAAUGAAAACGUCGACCAAUUCAUGCAUGCAUGCAUGCAUGCAUGGCCCGCGUGGAUUAAACUGCGUCUUCCACCGUAUAUUUAUAUUUCACCACUCCCCCCAUAUUAUUUAAUCAUUCUCGUCCUAUUUUUUGUCUUUAUUACUUUCAAUAUUUUUAUUAAAGGUAACCGUUUGAACAGCACAGUGAUAAAAUAUGUUCACACCAACACAGGACUACAAUGUAUCUUUCUAUGUGUGCAAUUGGACAAAUCAUGUCGAUCUAUUAACUUCAGAAAAAUCUCAAAUGGUGAGAAAAAUUGUGAGUUACUGAGAGAUGUUCAUUCAGAAAAACCAGACCUGUUACUCAACGAUGACCAAUUUGAUUACUACCUAUUACUCGAUCCUAAUAGGGUAAGCGUGAACCGUAUAUAUAUAUAUAAUACGCCAUGCUGCAUGGUUAUUUGUGCAUGCAAAUUCUGUUUUAUUGCAGUAGCCAAACGUGUAGAAUGUAUAUUGUUUCCAAAACUGUCUAAAUAGGUGACAAAGAUGUAUAUACAGAGCAAAAACCACAAAGUUGGCAUGGCUUACAGGCUAACGUAGCUACUUGUCAAUGUAUCUGGUACACUAGCUUUCUUCUUAUAGAACUACUAACUUUACAAAAAUGUAAUGUCUAUUAAGUAUUAUGUAGAUUCAAAAUGUCAAUUGAAAAGUUCUCGAUAGAUUAAAAUUUACAUAUUUCAAGAAGUCGGCCUAUAACUAUCAGCCUAUAGAUAACGGCUGUAUUUAUCCUUUUCGACCUGCACAUAUUAUAAAAGUGCAAUUACCAUAUAUUAACAAUGAAAAGCGUUUUAGACUGCAUUAGGCACUACAACGAGUCACACAAGCAUGUUAAUUAAGCAAAUUAUUAUUUUGUUGAUCGAUCAAUUUCUAUAGAAACCUCCAGAACCAGUUUCAUUAAGCACUCGGGCUCAGACAACACAAAUGUUAACAAGUAAGUUUAACAGUAUACCAUUAAAUUAUGAAUGAAAGUAGUCGAGAUGUUUUAUUCAUCCUUCUCCCUCAGCCCCCGCCCCCAACCCCACAUCCUGUUUAUUAUUCUAUUCGUCUCUCAACGUGAACCGUUAUCACAAAUCACGUAUCACAAAACUAGUGUCACUUUUUAUACUGCAGCACAUAUUGGUAUACAGGAUGUAUAAAAAAAACUGAACAGAUUUGAAAUUGCUCUCAAUUUCGCAAAGCAGCUCGUGGUGUCAAGUUUUUGUUAUAUAUAGAAUCCUUGAGUACCCAUAAUGUAGAAUAGAAAUUCUACACCCAAACACCCAACACAGUUUUCACCCAUUAACUCAUAAUACGAUCAAAGCUUUUUUAAAAAUCUCGUGCGCAACCCAUUUUUAGUUUGUUGAAAGACACCCUGGUUUACAAAAUUUGAGUUCGAGAAAUUUUUUUCAUUAUUGUACCCAAAGAAGCGAGAUAGAUAGAUAGAUAGAUAGAUAGAUAGAUAGAUAGAUAGAUAGAUAGAUAGAUAUAUAUAUAUAUAUAUAUAUAUAUAUAUAUAUAUAUAUAUAUCUGACAAAAAUACGGAAUCGAAAUAAAGUAUAUUACAGGAGAUAUUCAGUUGUUUUAAUCAUAAAAUGGAUUUCUAUUGACAACUAGUGCCAGUACUUUUCCGCGUAUCAAGAUCAUCUGGUAUGGUUGAACCGUGAUGUUGAACUGUACCUCACCGUGCACAAAUCCUUUAAGAUUUCAAGCGCUUUCAUUGGUCGAGAGCUAUGUGAUCUAUCAGAGGACAGACGCACGGAAUUACGUCACACAAAACCUUAUCCAAUAGCAUUCCCUUAUUUGUAUAGAUCAUGUACGCGUGAUAUUUGUCAAAUUUAGACUUUUUCAAAUUUCCAAAUGUUUGGGUGGAUAAAAAGUAGUUGGGACAUGCAUUUUAAGUAUAUCUUUCAGAAGGCUAGUUCACAACUCCAUAUCUUGAGUGUGUAAAUUUUAUUGAUAUGCUUAACAGAUGAUCUUCACUUAUUUUUCAAUAUUGUGUUUUAAGUGUAGAGGUGUGGGGAAGUACAUACGCCGUACAUAUAGGUUUGGGUAUACUAGUCAUUAAUGAUGUUAUUAAUAAACGAGAUCACAAAUUAUGGAAUAUAAUAAUAAUAAUGGCUUUAUUUCCCACAUUUCAAUAGCGGAUACGCUAAAUUAUAAUGUGUUUACAAUUUAGUUCAACUACUUGUUAAAACUACAGGGUGUAUCAAAAUAAACGCAAUUCAUCUUUUGUGCUUAAUAACUUUCGAAAUACUAUUUCUAGUUAAACGCUUUUAGGCUUACUUCAAAGCCUGUUCUUUUCUCUUUCAAAGAAACUAUUAUCCUUGUCUCCAAUGCUAGUAAUAAUUGCACAGGAAAAGAUUUAGUAAAACCUAUCAUUUUUAGUUGCUGUUUAAUUAUGCAAGUUUACUAUGUUAUUGUUUCGUCGGUUUAAAUGUUAGAAUUUUCUUCUUUAAACUUUAAUGUUGUCGUCACUACAUCUGGAAAACCACGUAAGAACAAAUUUAAAGUAUUUUAAAAGAGACAAGGUUGUUUAAAAAUCCUAAACGAAUGCUAAAAAUUGUCAAAACAUUCUGGUGUCUGAGCCAGAGUGUCAUCGAAUUGCGAUGUAAUGUAAACAGAAAUUAUAGCAAGUUGAUGUCAGUCAGCUUAGAUGGUCCAAGCCAAAAUUAUAUCGCAUUUGAAGUUUCAAACUGAGUUAAAAAUAGUGGAAGAAAAGCCUUAAUUAUACUUAUUGUUACAAUCCAUUUAAUAAAAUGCAACAUUUUUUUUGUUUUAAUGAAAAAAUCAGUUAUUUUCAUGAGAACGAUUUGUUAUUCCAUCCCAAUUUUUUUAAUCUCCAAUCGCAAUAACGUAGAGUAUUAUUACCCGCGAACCAAUGAGUCAAAUUUAAGAAACAACCCACUGUUAGAAAGCUGAAUGGCUACGCUUUAAAAUGAAUGUAAACUUUAACGUUUUCGUCUAUUAUUUGUUUAGCAAUUUACAUUUCAGUCGAGGAUUGCGCUUUUUUUGAUACACCCUGUACAACUGAUUCUAGAAUAUUACAUGCAUAUACAAAAUUAUAUCUAAAAUAGGCCCACGACUAAAAUAUUUCUAAACAUUAGUAUUUAGGUUAAGAUGAUCGCCAAUUACACUACUCUUAUAUUCCAAACACAAUCUGCCCACCUGACAACACAAUUUCUUAUUAGCAUCAUAUUAACAUUCUCAAUUUAAAAACUACAAUUUUAGCCUAUCGUUAUAUUUAUCUAUUGCAUAUACUAACGGACUGCGUUUAAAUCUUUCAUGCAGUUAUGUAGAAGAAGUUAUAACAUUUGUCCGGAUUUGUUCUAGUAUCUCUUCCUUUUACCUCAGAAUAAAAUUGUAAGUAACCCUGAUAAUACAUUAAGCGAGCUGUUAUACCACCGAAGAGGACAAGGUGUUUGAGAGAGCGCAAGCAUGCAUGCACAAUUAUAUUCUACCCAAAGUUAGGACUGAGAGAUUUAAACGGUUAUUUAUAAACAGACGAACUUUAGAUACAUGCUUUUAUUAGAUAUAAGUUAUUAUACAUGUUAUAGGCCUGUUUCAAAUGUCACGCUUCUCAUGCGCCGAACGCAUUAAAAACAGUAGAUAAUCAGCUGAAAUGACUCAUUAUCUAUUGUUUCUAAUGGGUUCGGCACAUGAGAAGCGGCUGAAACGCGACAUUUGAAACAGGCCAUACUCUUGUAUGGAAUCUAUAACUGAACAGACAACGCGGCAACAUCUUUUAAAUAGACUAUGAUCAGGCCAACACAUUGUUAAUUUCACGAAUUGUAAAACAUGCAGACUUUGUACUAUAUGAUUAAGCACCAAAGCGAAAUUCAAACAGGUUACAAAGUUGCAUGCAUGCAUACCAAAUUAGGAACACUGACGUCAUCAUUCUUCAAUUUGAUUGGGUAAAUAUUACAAACAUAGAAGACCUGUCAAUCAAUUAAGUUUCUCAACGAACUAAAUUUGAUCUGCCACACGUAAGAAAGCUUUUUAAAAUCUACCGAUUAAAAGUUCUUAAUUUAAAAAGAGAAUUAAAUUUCACUCUGUUUAGCAAAUCAAGAAAUGGCAUCAUCUUGUAAAGAACUACUGCAAAGAAACAGGUAUGUAAGGCGCCACAUUACAGCACAAUUAUUUUCUGACAUAUAUAAUGAAAGACUUAAUGAAAGCAUUCGUUUUGUAAUGUCGUGGUCUCGACAUUCCAAAAUCCUGGUUUCCAUAUGAUCAUAACAGUCGUAAAGAUUGAGCCACGAUCUUUCUCAGCAGCCGAAAUACAACAUUUGGAACUGAAAAACGCGGGGUGAUUAUAACUAUAUAGAGAAUACUUAUGAUUUAUAUGUGGUUUACAGGUAUAACAACUUUCUCAACUGGCCGUUGAGAAAGAUCGUGACUCUAUUUUACGACCAUUACGACCAUAUGGAAACCAGGCUAAGGGGAUUUUAAGAGGAAUAACAGUUUAAAACUGAUAGAACUAUCAAAUAUAACGAAGUUAUAUAGUUUAAUCAAACUUUGUUCUCUACACCACUGGGCAUAUAAAUGAUAAAAAUUUGAUUAGAAAUGUAGUGCAAAAUAUCUUAAUCUAAAAUUUCUGACUAAAAUCUACACGAUGUUACGUUGUUGUCAUAGUAUUCAUAUAUAACUGCGUAGUAUUUAUAGGUCACUAAGCAAUGGUGUUUACCACCUGCAAAAUACAGAUUCACUCGAACAAUAUCAAGUUUACUGUCACAUGACCGAAUUAUCUGAAUGUGGCCAAGGAGGUUGGACACUAGUGAUGAAAGUCGAUGGGAACAAGGUACGGAUAAUCGUAGCCUAAUAUCAUUUCUUAGAAUGUAUAAACACUGACAGACAAUAGUUAUAUAGAGAAAUGAAUUAACGUUUUGCUUUGACACCUUUGUAGAAUGACUUUAACUACAGCUCUCCUUACUGGACAAACAAGGAAACCUACGCAGUUGAAGAUGGACUUAAAGGUUUGGAUAAUAAACAAACAAAACUUGCUUCUUACUGGAGCAUACCGUUUAACAACAUAUGCCUCGGCAUGAAAGUCAAUGGUGCUACAAAAUGGAUAGCGUUAAACUACACUGCAAAUUCGUUACACAGUGUGAUCGAAGAUGGGACUUUUAAAAGAACAACCGCUGGAAAUGAAGCAUGGAAAUCUCUUAUCGAUGGUCCGUCUUUGCAAGACAACUGUAAUGAAGAAGGAUUUAAUAUACAAGGGUCUUACCAUUUUGGUGAACAGUAUUCGUGGCACAUGAACAUACGAAUUGGCGUGGUGGCAAAUGAGCAAAACGACUGCUAUUCUUGUGACUCGUGCAUUGGCUUUGGAACUUCAAUAACUGGAUGCGAGGAUGACGUAAGGAAGACAACGUGUGGUAAUAUGGCUGUUUGUAAUCAACUUGACAACAAGAACACCGCAGCAUUUGGAUAUAUACUUAUACAGUAG